This is a messenger RNA of Andrographis paniculata, 1854 nucleotides long. RefSeq names its product zinc finger BED domain-containing protein RICESLEEPER 2-like. Gene Ontology annotation, molecular function: DNA binding; protein dimerization activity. The record is from RefSeq and is a predicted model, not a curated record. The transcript is spliced from 3 exons. The coding region runs from base 1 to 1749 and encodes 582 amino acids. Lineage: Eukaryota; Viridiplantae; Streptophyta; Magnoliopsida; Lamiales; Acanthaceae.
AUGGCUUCACAAAAGAAACAAUGUGUCAUUCCUUUUAAGCCAUCCAAUUCAAGUAAUCCGUUUAUAAGUCCGGGGUUUAGAUUUUCUAAUGAAAAGAUGAGGGAAGUCAUUGCCACUUCUAUUAUGGUACAUGAGUAUCCUUUUAGCAUUGUAGAAGACGAUGCUUUUAUAUGGUCAUUUCAGUAUGCGAACCCUGAAUUUCAGAAAGUUUCUCGUAAGACGAUACGAAGUGAUUGCAUAGCAAUAUAUGAAGCAGAAAGAAAAGCAUUGAAGGAAUUAUUAAAGAGUGUGAGCAAGAUUAGCUUGACAACAGAUAUGUGGAAAUCCAGUCAUCAAGUGAUUGAAUAUAUGGUAAUCACUGGUCAUUUUAUAGAUUCUGGGUGGAAGCUUCAGAAAAGGAUUUUAAGCUUUGUCAAGGUGCCUGCUCCAAGGCGAGGAAUUGAUGUAGCCAAUGCCAUUUUCAAAUGUUUGAAGGCUUGGGGGAUCGAAGAUAAAGUGUUCUCAGUAUCAGUUGACAAUGCUUCAUAUAAUGACUCGUGCUUGAGGUAUCUAAAAGACUACAUAUCACGCAGCACCAAGCUUGUCCUCGAUGGAGCUCUAUUUCAUGUUAGAUGUUGUGCACACAUAUUGAAUCUUUUGGUGCAAGAUGGGCUUAGUCGAAUCAAAGAUAUCAUCCAUAAUGUUCGUGAAAGUGUGAAGUAUGUAAACUUCAAUGAUUCAAGAUUGAAGAGUUUUGGUGAAGUAGUUGAACAAAAGCAUCUAAAAGAAAGGAAGUUGAUAAUUGAUUGUCCAACAAGGUGGAAUUCUACAUAUCACAUGUUAGCCGCUGCUUUAAAAUUCAAGAUUGUCUUCUCAGAAUACCAAGAAAGAGAACCUCAUUAUACAUUUGCACCUUCAAAUGAAGAUUGGGAGAAAGUCGAGAAAGUUUGUAAACUUUUAGAGGUUUUCAACUUAGCUACCAAUUUAAUAUCUGGAAGUGAAUAUCCUACUGCCAACUUGUAUCUUUCAGAGGUCUGGAAAGUGAAGCAAGUAAUUGAUGAUGCGACAAAGGAUGAUGAUCUUUUUAUGAUACAAAUGGCAACGCAAAUGAAAGAAAAGUUUGAUAAAUAUUGGGGUGAGUGCAAUCUAUUGAUGGCUGUUGCAAAUGUAUUGGAUCCGAGAGUUAAAUUUCAUGGUGUUGAAAUAUGUUUUCCAAUGAUAUACAAGUCUGAAGAAGUUGCUGCCGAGUAUGUGAACAAAGUGCGUGCUUCACUGCAACAACUAUAUAAUGAUUAUGUGGCCUUAAGUGUUGAAGAAUCAUCCUCAAGUCAGUGCAAUAUGGCUAACAUCUCCUCUGCCACCACCCAAUCUGAAUCUGCGAUAGUUACUGGGUUUGAUCAAAUUAUGAGUCUUGUAAGAGCAAAAGAAGCAAUUCCUAUAUCAAAAUCUGAAUUGGAUGCCUAUCUCGAGGACAGUGUUUAUAUUCCUGAUGGAAAUAUGUCUUCAUUUUGUGCCUUGGAGUGGUGGAGGAACAACAGCAUGAAAUAUAAAGUUUUAUCGAAGAUGGCUGCUGAUGUACUUGCGAUUCCAAUAUCAACGGUAGCUUCAGAGUCUACAUUUAGUGCUGGAGGUAGAAUUAUAGAUGAAUAUCGUUCAAGAUUGAAUGAAGAAUCUAUUGAGACACUAAUUUGUGGAGGAGAUUGGCUUCGACAUAAAUACAACUUGAAAAAAAAGAAGGUGAAUGAGUCUUUGAAGGAGAUAAGCUUAUAGAUUAAAGAAGUUCUUUAAUACUUUGGUUGCGGAGUGGAAAUGCUAAUGUCCAGAAGAUAUUAUUGAUCUAUUUGCUAUUUUUCUCUUGAAACUUUUAUUGUAUUG